Molecule: messenger RNA, 3127 nt
Organism: Melanotaenia boesemani (Boeseman's rainbowfish)
Lineage: Eukaryota; Metazoa; Chordata; Actinopteri; Atheriniformes; Melanotaeniidae
Gene: gpr155b
Product: G protein-coupled receptor 155b
Exons: 20
Coding region: 161-2950 (929 amino acids)
Biological process (GO): G protein-coupled receptor signaling pathway; intracellular signal transduction; transmembrane transport
Cellular component (GO): membrane
Molecular function (GO): G protein-coupled receptor activity
Source: RefSeq, a predicted model, not a curated record
CAUUUUUGCAGCUGUCAGAUCAAGACCAAACGGCAAAAACAACAACUUGUUAAAGAAGUAACACAGGGAAAUUAUGGUCUUCGUCGUAAUAAUGGGCGUCUAAUACACAUAUAUGUAGUACUCAUCGCCUGACACCUUUGAUUGCUAUACCAUCAUCACCAUGGAGACUACCAACUAUGUGUUGAUCCAUGGGAAGAACAUAUCCCAUAACACCCUGACAGGCGCUGCAGCAGGGCCGCACAUGUCCAUUGAUAAGCUUUUCCCAGCUCUCCUUGAAUGUUUUGGCAUCAUACUGUGUGGUUAUAUAGCUGGCAGGGCUGAUAUCAUCACAGAGAGUCAGGCAAAGGGUUUGGGAAACUUUGUGUCUAAGUUUGCUCUUCCAGCUUUACUCUUUAAAAACAUGGUGUUGUUGGACUUUGGAGACGUCAUAUGGGCAUUUUUGUGGAGUGUCCUGGUUGCAAAGGUCACAGUGUUUGUGCUGGUAUGUGUGCUGACACUGAUGGUGGCCAGUCCAGACUGCAGAUACAGCAAAGCUGGUCUGUAUGCCAUCUUUGCUACUCAGAGUAAUGACUUUGCCUUGGGAUACCCAAUAGUUGAUGCUUUGUAUCGAAGCACGUAUCCAGAAUAUCUCCAGUAUAUAUACCUUGUUGCCCCAGUCUCCCUCAUGCUUCUCAAUCCGAUCGGCUUCGCUCUUUGUGAGGUGCAGAGGUGGAGGCAGACUAGCCAUCCACAGCGCAGUAGUCUUGCCAUCAUGGGAGUUGUAGUCUUACAGGUGUUGAAGAACCCAAUAGUGUUCAUGGUGAUAGUGGGAAUCGUCUCCCACUUUGCCCUGGGCCAGCAGAUUCCUGCCGUGCUGUCGGAGUUCAUAGAUGGACUAGCUAACUCUUUUGGAGGCGCAGCUUUGUUCUACCUUGGCCUCACCAUGGUUGGCCAGCUUAGAAAACUGACCAGAGACACUGGAGUUGCCUUGAUACUCCUGAUCACAGCUAAACUCCUGGUGAUGCCGCUGGUCUGUAAAGACAUGGUUGACAUUUUGGAUGUUGGAGUGAAUAGCACGAGCGCCAACCACACAAGUUUGUCCAACUUUGCCUUUCUGUAUGGAGUCUUCCCAACUGCACCUAGUGUGGCCAUCUAUGCCGGACAUUAUAACAUAGAGUUAGAGGUGGUGACAUCAGGGAUGGUGAUCAGUACAUUUUUGUCUGCACCGAUCAUGUAUGUGUCAGCCUGGUUAUUGACGAUCCCUUUAAUGGACCCAACCCCCCUUGUGACAGAGCUGGAAAACAUUAGCUUCAACAUCAGUAUUGUCAGCCUCAUAGCACUGGUGUGGACCAUUGCUGUGAUGCUGCUGAGCAGAAAAUUUAACAGACUUCCUCAUCUCUUUUUGUUAAAUCUUUUCCUGGCUCAGUUCUUGGUGUGCGUCAGUAUGAUCUUAUGGAACUUCUUGGUGAAACAAGAGGAUAAUCUUGUUGGAAAAAUUCUCACCUUUACUAUGUUGUAUGGGUCUCUGUAUAGCACAUACAUUUGGACAGGUUUGAUCCCUCUCUGUCUGGCUUUGACUAACAGAGAUGAUCUGCUGAGACUCCGACCAGGAGUCUUCAUGAUUUUGGGUUGGGGGGUUCCUUUCCUUAUGGUUGGAUGUCUUCUGAUGUCGGGGGAGAGGACAGACACCAUAGACUCUGCUUUCUUCUAUGGAAGAGCUCAGAUAAUCAGCUCUGCAGUGGUUCUUGCAGUGAGCCUGGUUCUUGGUGCCAUAUCUCUGAUGGGUCUCAGCCAGGGAGACAAGGAGCAGAGUGGCUACCAGGCCCUGAGCAGAGCUACAGUAACAGAUGAGCUGAGGCCCCCUGGUGGUUUGGAGGAUCAACAACAGCAAACACAGAUGGCAAAUUCACCAGCCUGCAGUGUAAAUUCAGACCUCCACAGUUUCUCCUCUCUCCAGCCAAUACCAGACAUGAUAGCCAGCACUCAGAGGGAGCACACAAAUAGCACAGGCCACAGUGGGGUGCUGUGUGAUGGGCAGCAGCAACAAAGUUCUUCCACCUCAGAGCAGCCGUUGAAUCUGCCUCCACCAGGACUUCAGUCCACAGACGAUAAACAGACUGUAAGACAUGUUCUUCUCUGUCUGCUGCUCAUCAUCAGCCUGCUUGCGAAUCUGUCCAGCUGUUUGUGGUGGUUGUUCAACAAAGAUCCAGGAAGACUUUACCUGGAACUGCAGUUCUUCUGUGCUGUGGCAAACUAUGGACAGGGUUUCCUGUCCUUUGGAAUUUUUGGUCUGGACAGACACCUCAUCAUCUUGCCGUUCAAGAAGAGGUUGCUCAGCCUGUGGCAGGGCAGGGUCAGUGAGGAGCUGAGUCCAUCAGGUGUACCCGAGGAGGUCAGGCUCACUUGUACCCAGUUUGUCCGCUACCAUAAAGAUCAGUGUGUUCAAGACAUAGUACACACACGCAGGCCUAGAGAAGGACUAAAAGAGGAGAAUGGAGUUGGACAUUUUCCUUCCCUUCAUCCCCAUUAUGUGCACUCAGAUCAGGAUCCUCAGGAGCAGCAACAACAUGAGUCGCACCAAAAUCGCAAUCCAGCCCAAUCCAGCAGCCAAAGUUUUCAGUCCCUACACAGCCCAGAGGUAGAGGAUGAACACCAAGCAUAUAUAUCCACCUUUGAUGCACAUGAAGAGCAGAUAUCUCAGCUACUGUCUUACCAAACUUACAAUCCUGUCAGUCCUCAUCACCUACACUCAGACCAGUCCCGUCUGGAAAGCUUUUUUCGAGGCAGCGAUUUAGUCACCUGGCUGGUAGAACGAGGCCUGUGUGCAGGCCGAACUGAGGCCCAGUGUUACGGUGUUCACCUUCAGCAGGGAGGAGUGAUCCAUCAUCUGACAGGCCAGCACAGCUUUGAGGAUGAGCCCACCCUGCUGUACCACUUCACACUGGAUCAGAGAUGGUUGCAGAACAUGUGAGAGGAAGUUAGGAGACAGAAGAGAGACUUUUGUGGUACAAGUACCAUGGCUGAGUGCCAAAGCAGGAGUGCCUUAUGGUGCACUUUUUCCAGCAACCACAAACCACUGCAUUAUAUGGGAAACUUACAAAUUCUCUUCAGAAUCACAAAAAAAACAAAAAUAAAGGUUUUGGGUGGG